GAGAGCGUUGGACGGUCUAGGGUUUUGGGGGGAUGGCGUCACUGUGCUGGACGAAUGUGGUGCGCAGGCUGUGCAUCAUGCUGAAUGGGAGGAUCGCAGAGAUUUUUCGACGCUUCAACAUCACAGGCGACCUCAAGGCAGCAGUCCUUCAUCUCAUGGAGAGCAGCGGCAAGGACGAGGAUCCAAUUCUGGUAAUAGUGUGGAAUCCUGCCGAGCUUCAAAGGAUUGCCGGGCCAAAGCAGGGUAAGGCACAAAUCCUACAGGCUUUCUCGAAUGCCGCCGGAUGCAGUCGAUUACCAGCUGGGUACCCCUGUGAGGAUCAAGUCUUUCGCUUUAGAUCCUUGGGAGACUUGUUCGCUCUGAAGACAACCUUGGUGACACAAUACCAGUGGUGUUAUGGGAAUUAUCCAAAUCCCGUGGCAACUACGCUUAUGAUCACUGAUCUAAGGAAGGUUGUGCCGACUGUGGACUCCUUCCCGAUGUUCUACUGAACCCAAGCUGAUCGGCCAAACUGUUUUCCGUUUCGGGCGGACGACCUUUACGAACUCAACGAGCUCGCAGCUCUCGUCCAUGGAUGCGUUUUACUUCACUCGGCCAGUCCACGUGACAAACAAGGAGCUUCUCUUCUCAUCUUGAUUCACAUACUUUUUUUCUCCACCGACGGAAUGCUCACAAUCAAGUGUCUGGUUGAUCCCAGCGUCUAACAGACGCUUCAAACUUUCGUGGGCUUCUCUCCACCGGUUGAGAGCUUUACUACAUUGUCCAGAAUACUCGAGCGCUCACCGCCGCUCGCGAGCUAUCUGGCUCGAAACCAAGCAUCGCGGCACCUUAGUACCUUACAUGAUACAUUUUCACCAAGAGCAAGAAACUUUCAUCCCCUCGCUAGGAGUGGA
Molecule: messenger RNA, 893 nt
Organism: Selaginella moellendorffii
Lineage: Eukaryota; Viridiplantae; Streptophyta; Lycopodiopsida; Selaginellales; Selaginellaceae
Exons: 4
Coding region: 33-491 (152 amino acids)
Source: RefSeq, a predicted model, not a curated record